Molecule: messenger RNA, 990 nt
Organism: Puma concolor (puma)
Lineage: Eukaryota; Metazoa; Chordata; Mammalia; Carnivora; Felidae
Source: RefSeq, a predicted model, not a curated record
AUGACCCCUCAGUGUUACGCCUACUCCUCAGACCAAGCGAGGCGCGGGCGCCGGACUCAGUCCCGCCGCACAGCCGCAGGCGACCCGCCGCGCUGGCUGCUACGGGCCCCGGAGCCUGCGGGCGCUACCAAGGAGAGCUCCGGACGCCUUGGCCGAGGGGCGCGCCCUGCUGGCUGUCGCGCGAUUCCAUUGGGUCGCAAGCUGGGACGUGGCGCGGAGCGGAGCGUCCGGGAGCAGCUGGAGGCGGGCUGCCGGGAGGAGGUGGCCCUUGCCGGCGAGUUCAGCGACAUCCAGGCCUGCUUAGCCACAUGGAAGACUGAGCCUGUGCAUUCCACCCAGGCUGGCAGUCGGCCAGGGAAUGUGAGGAAAAACCACCACAAAGAUGUGCUUCCAAAUGAUCAGGCACCAGUGGUCCUGUCCCUGCUCCAGGAGGAGGGACACGGCCACUACAUCAAUGGCAACUUCAUCCAAGGAGCAGACGGAAGCCGGGCCUAUAUUACCACACAGGGACCCCUGCCUCACACCUUGCUAGACUUCUGGCGCCUGGUCUGGGAGUUUGGUGUCUCCGUGAUCCUGAAGGCAUGUCGAGAUAUGGAGAAUGGGCAGAAAAAGUGUGAGCAUUACUGGGACCAAGAACAGGAACCACUACAGAUUGGACUAUUCUUCACUGUGCUGACAAGGGAGACAUGGCUGAACACAGACAUCAUACUCAGGGCACUUUAGGUCACCUUUCAGAAGGUCCUGCUCAUGUGUCCUCUUUCUCUCCACAUGAUCCCACCUAACUGCAGCCUCUUCAGCGUGGUCCUGGAGAUGAGAAAGCAGCGGCCUGUAGCUGUGCAGACAAAGGAGGAGUACAGGAAUAGGAACCUAGUGGUUCAGAUGUUCUUCUCAGCACUCCACACCUCCAGCCCCCUUUACCAGAACUUCAAGGAGGUACCAAGGCCUCUGCCUACUGUCUUCCUGUCCACCAUCAAACACCCUCAAGACUAG